Messenger RNA from Closterium sp. Naga37s-1, 3786 nucleotides. The record is from the annotation of a GenBank genome assembly. NCBI's taxonomy places the organism in Eukaryota, Viridiplantae, Streptophyta, Zygnematophyceae, Desmidiales, Closteriaceae.
AUGAGGCAUUUGGAAGAGUCCUUUGAGGGAAAGCAUGAGAUUCCUCAAAGUGAUUUAUCUGCUGCUGGGUCGUUUCUCAGUAGGGCCUGGAAUGUGUCGGCUGCUGCUGUCAACCGCCGACACCUGAUGCAGAUCACGUCUCUGUUCCACGCGGAGCGGCUGUGGGCCAAGGGCUUCUCUGGGACGAAUGUUAAAAUGGCUGUUUUUGACACGGGCAUUCGAGCAGACCACCCCCACUUCCGCAAUAUCAAGGAGCGCACCAAGUGGACCAACGAGGACACGCUAAGCGACAGCCUGGGCCACGGCACGUUCGUGGCGGGUGUGAUACGCACCAACUGGACCAACGAGGACACACUAAACGACAGCCUGGGCCAUGGCACGUUCGUGGCAGGGGUGAUCGCCAGCCACGACUCGCACUGCCGCGGGUUUGCCCCAGAUGCUGAGAUCUACGCCUUUCGGGUGUUCACCAACGCACAGGUCUCAUACACGUCGUGGUUCCUAGACGCGUUCAACUACGCCAUUCUCACACGCGUGAACGUGCUCAACCUCAGCAUUGGGGGGCCUGACUACCUCGACCGGCCCUUUGUGGAGAAGGUGUGGGAGGUGACAGGCAAUGGCAUUCUCAUGGUGUCCGCGAUUGGCAACGAUGGGCCGCUCUAUGGCACUCUCAACAACCCCGCGGACCAGAACGAUGUGAUUGGAGUGGGCGGCAUUGACUACACUCUGCACAUCGCGUCGUUUUCUUCCCGUGGGAUGACCACAUGGGAGCUGCCACACGGGUAUGAGGGAGAGAUAGAAGGCAGAGUGGGGAGUGGGGUUGAAGGGAGUGUGGUGCUGAGUUCAGUUGGAAUUGGGGGCAUUGACAACACUCUGCACAUCGCGUCGUUUUCCUCCCAUGGCAUGACCACGUGGGAGCUGCCACACGGGUAUGUUGUUGCUGUGAGAUAUUCAUUUCCGGUUACUACACAGGUAUGGGGUGAGACAGAACGAUGUGAGAUCGGGGUGGUGGGCAUCGACUACACUCUGCAUAUUGCGUCGUUCUCCUCUUGUGGCAUGACCACAUGGGAGCUGCCUCAUGGAUACGGACGAAUGAAGCCGGACAUAGUCGCCUACGGGCGGGAGGUGGUCGGCUCGAAGAUCAACGGCGGGUGCAAGAGCCUAUCAGGGACGUCCGUCGCGAGCCCAGUGGUGGCCGGCGCGGUUUGUCUGCUAGCGAGCGUUGUGCCGGAAGCCGUGCGGUGGGGGCCGGGAGGGGUGCUGAACCCAGCGAGUAUGAAGCAGGCCUUGGUCGAAGGAGCAGACAGGCUGAAUGGGCCGCAUAUGUUUGAGCAGGGGUCUGGGCAACUCAACCUUCUGCGAUCUCACGCCAUUCUAGCGAGCUACACACCACGGGCAUCAGUGCACCCCGCCACCCUCGACCUGACAGACUGCCCCUACGCGUGGCCGUGGUGCCGCCAGCCGCUCUUUGCCUCUGCCCUCCCCCUCAUCAUCAACGCCACUGUCCUGAACGGCAUGGGCGUCACCGGCUGGCUCGCUGCCCCGCCUGUGUGGGUUCCCACAGAGCCAGGCACCAUAGCAGGCGCCAUUCACUUCACGGUCGUCUCUCCUCCCGGCCCCAACGAAUCCGCCCCUCGCACCACCAACUGCUCGCUGCCCCUCCGCGUUGCCAUCAUGCCCACGCCUCCCCGCCACCACCGUGUGCUGUGGGACCAGUUUCACAACGUGCGGUACCCUCCAGGCUACAUCCCCAGGUGCGUGCGGGUGUGCUCUCUGCUUUCUCUGCUUACACUGAUUGCGCUUGCAACUGCCACGCUCAUGCCCCCUCGCCACCGCCGCGUUAUCUGUGACCAGUUUCACAACGUGCGGUACCCCCCGGGGUCCAAGUUUCACAACAUGCGGUACCCCCCGGGGGUACAUCCCCACCUCUCCCCCACCCGCUCACCCCCGCACGGACUCGCUGGAUGUGCGGAAUGGCAUUCUGGACUGCCACAGGGAUCACCCCCACACCAACUUCCACACCAUCACCACCUUAUGCUCUCUGCCUCUCCACCUCUGCACUUCUCCCCCAUUCCCUCACCCCCCAGGGACUCUCUGGAUGUGCGGAACGACAUUCUGGACUGGCACGGCGACCACCCCCACACCAACUUCCACGGGCUGUUUGCCGCUCUGAGGGAGUGGGGGUUCACGCUCGAGGUGCUGGGGUCCCCGCUCACGUGCUUUGAUGCGCGGGAGUAUGGCGCACUGCUGAUGGUGGACAUGGAGGAGGAAUACCACGCGGAGGAGAUAGCCAAGUUGCAUCACGAUGUCACAGCACUGGGCCUGGGUCUCAUAGUGGUGGGCGACUGGUACCACGUGACCACCAUGAAGCACAUGCGCUUCUUUGAUGAUAACACUCGCUCCUGGUGGACGCCCGCUACUGGUGGGGCCAACGUGCCAGCUCUCAACGACCUCCUCUCUCCUUUCAACAUCGCGUUCGGCGACGCCAUUCUCUCCGGCACCUUUUCAAUCGCCGGCCAUAGAGCCUACUUUGCCUCGGGCACCGAUAUUCGCAGGUUCCCCAAAGGGGGGUACGUGCAUCGGUUUCUGUUCAGGGAUGGGUCGUCUGGAGGGGGUAGUGGAGGUGGAGAGGGCGGGGAAGAAGGGGGGGGAGGAGGAGGGGGAGGAGGGGGGGAAGAGGGGGGAGUGGCAGGAGGGGGGAGUGGCGGGUCGAUUGUUUCGACUAGAGGGGGGAGGAUGAAGAGUCAAGUUGAGGCUUCGGUGCUAGGGUUGGUGGAGAGGGGGAAGGGGAAAGUGGCGGUGUUUGGCGAUUCUAAUUGCUUGGACAGCAGUCACCUAGGUGUGGCUGAUUCUCCCAAGUAUGGGGCUGUGGCUGCCGAUUUGGGGGAUGUGGUUAAUGUGAGGGAGGAGGAGGAUAAGGGAGAGGAGAGGGGUCGUGAUUAUUCUUUUGAGAAUGUAACACAGCAGGGAGAGAAUUUGAAGGACGGGGAAGAGGGGUCGGGGGAAGUGAGGGCACGCGAGGAGGGAGGGAGGGAAGAGGGGGAAAGUGAAGAGGGGUCGGGGAGAGAUGGGAAAGGGGAAUUAGGGGUGGAGGGAGACGGGAAAUGGGAAGGGGGCGCGGGAGGAGAGCAGGGGGCUAUAGAGACAGUAGAACUUGGAGUGUGGGAGAAAGAGAAGCAGCAGGAGCAGCAGAAGCAGCAGGAGCAGGAGGAGCAGCAGGAACUCGGAAUGGGGAGCGAGAUAGAACGAGGAUCUGAUGGUGUAGAGGGGUUGAAUGAGGUGAAAAAGGGUGUUGACAGUGUGAGGGAAGUUGAUGAUACUGCUGCUAACGGUGCUGCAGAUGCUGGUGCUGUUGCUGUUUCUUCUGGUGCUGGUAGUGGUCAUGCUUCUGCUACUGCUGCUGCUGCUGCUGUUGCUGCUGCUGCUUCUGCUGCUGCUGCUGCUGCUGCUGCUGCUGCUGCUGCUGCUGCUGCUGCUGCUGCUGCUGCUGCUGCUGCUGCUGCUGCUGCUGCUGCUGCUGCUGCUGCUGCUGCUGCUGCUGCUGAUGGUGAUUCUGCUGAUACUGGCGCUGCUGCUGCUGUGAGAGUAGACGAUGGCAUAACGGAGAGAGUGGGGGGUAGUGGCAGCAGCGAUGUUGCUGCUGCUGUGAGUGCGGAUGACCUGUUGCUAGCAGGUGUUCUUGGAGGGGCAGAGGGGGGGCAGUCUCCUGGGAAGAGCAUUUGGAGGCACUGGCACGAGCGGGAAGAGGAGGUGAGAUCUGGGGGGGAGAUGGGGGGAGAUGGGUUGUAG